GUGCAGGCGGCGGUGGUGGCCCGUGGGUGCGCGCUUCUCUCCGUUUCUCUCGUGGGGGGAGGAGCAGGGAGGAGAAGGGGGUCGUGAGCCGGAAUCCUGGCGCGCGCGUGCGCGCGCGCGCACCCUCGCUCUGUGGGUUCGGGACCGGACCAUGGCGUUAACGGCCACUCGGCGGCCCUGGGCCUUGCUGUGCCUGGUGGCCGUGCUGCUCCUCCCCAAGGCGGCUGCGUUACAAUGUUACUGCCAUCUCUGUACAAAAGACAACUUUACAUGUGUGACAGAUGGGCUCUGUUUUACCUCAGUAACACGGACUGUGGACAAAGUCAUACACAAUAGCAUGUGCAUAGCAGAAAUUGAUCUGAUUCCCCGAGACAGGCCAUUUGUUUGUGCCCCCUCCUCCAGAGACGGAGUUAUUACUUUGCCUCACUGCUGUGACAAAGACCACUGCAAUAAAAUAGAGCUUCCAAUUCCAACACCAGGCCCAACUCCAGGAAAACCUGCUUCUAAUCUGGGACCUGUGGAAUUGGCAGCUGUCAUUGCUGGACCUGUCUGCUUCGUCUGUAUUUCACUAAUGUUGAUUCUGUAUCUUUGUCAUAAUCGUACUGUAAUUCAUCACCGUGUACCAAGUGAAGAAGAUCCCUCAUUAGAUCGUCCCUUCAUAUCAGAAGGAACUACUUUAAAAGAUUUAAUUUAUGAUAUGACAACUUCAGGUUCUGGGUCAGGUUUACCUUUACUUGUGCAAAGAACAAUUGCAAGAACUAUAGUACUUCAAGAAAGCAUUGGUAAGGGCCGCUUUGGAGAAGUCUGGCGAGGAAAGUGGAGAGGAGAAGAAGUUGCUGUGAAGAUAUUCUCUUCAAGAGAAGAACGCUCAUGGUUUCGUGAGGCAGAAAUAUAUCAAACAGUUAUGCUACGGCAUGAAAACAUUCUUGGAUUUAUAGCUGCAGACAAUAAAGACAAUGGUACAUGGACUCAGCUGUGGUUGGUGUCAGACUAUCAUGAGCAUGGAUCACUCUUUGAUUACCUGAACAGGUAUACAGUGACCGUGGAAGGAAUGAUAAAAUUAGCUUUGUCCACUGCCAGUGGCCUUGCACACCUUCACAUGGAAAUUGUUGGCACACAAGGAAAACCCGCAAUUGCCCACAGAGACUUGAAAUCAAAAAACAUAUUGGUAAAAAAGAAUGGAACAUGCUGCAUUGCAGAUCUAGGAUUGGCUGUAAGACACGAUUCAGCUACAGACACCAUUGACAUUGCUCCAAACCACAGAGUAGGAACAAAAAGGUACAUGGCUCCUGAAGUUCUAGAUGAUUCCAUAAAUAUGAAACACUUUGAGUCAUUCAAGCGAGCAGACAUCUAUGCAAUGGGAUUAGUAUUUUGGGAAGUAGCUCGGCGAUGUUCAAUUGGUGGAAUUCAUGAAGAUUACCAGUUGCCAUACUAUGACCUUGUCCCUUCAGAUCCUUCAGUUGAGGAAAUGAGAAAAGUUGUUUGUGAGCAGAAGUUAAGGCCCAAUAUUCCAAACAGAUGGCAGAGCUGUGAGGCAUUACGAGUAAUGGCAAAAAUUAUGCGGGAAUGCUGGUAUGCCAAUGGAGCCGCUAGGCUAACAGCUUUGCGCAUUAAGAAAACGUUAUCACAACUUAGUCAACAGGAGGGGAUAAAGAUGUAGUCCUGGAUUUGCUACUGAGGAGUACUGUAAAAAUCUGUAUCUGCACCAGGUGGCGUGUUACAAAGGUUAAUUGUCCUACCUCACUGAGGGAACAGAAGGAUAUUGCUGCCUUUUAAUACUUCAUAGGAACAUCACUUAAUAGCCCCAGGAUUUUUGUGGACAUGCUGAACAGUUGUGUUGGGUCCUUUCUGUGCACUAUGAACACCUCUUUCCCAGGAUACAAACUAUUGUGUAGUCUAGUUUUGUUUUUUAUUAACCUGUAACUUCUUGUUUGGAGAGUUGAUAGCUGGUCUUAACAUUUAGUUAAGUGUGCUAAAAAUAUGAAGGUCACUUCUAAAUGGAACUGGUUCACUAACUUGUUCUAGAGUGCGUUGAUGGCUCUUUAAGCAAUUUUAAUCCUGGCUAGUACAUUGAGUAUUUUGAACCACUGUCACAGUUCUUUGUUUUAGAUUUUGAAUGUACUAUUGCAGUAUACUCUGCUAGCUAUAAGGUUGUAUAUCUUUUGGACUCUUACCUUAAUUUACAAAAUGACCUCAUUCAUUUGUGGGGAACAUAAUUUAUGCAAUUAUACUUUCUACAUGGUUACUUUUUUCCCUCCUCUUUUUCAGAGCAUUACAUUGCCUUCAAAAUAGAUUGUAUUUUACCAGUAAGUGCCGCUUUUGAGUUUUAAUGCAAAACAGUAGGAACAUGCAAAGCCUAUGGUACUUGUGGUUUCUAAAUUACAAGUUCAAAAGUCAGUUAAUUCAUUUCCUUACCUAAGAUCUAAUUCAGAUUCUACUCAGCACAUGAGUAAAUAAUUCUCAAAUUAUCUUUAAUUUUACCAAAAUCUGAUUCUUUAAACAAUUCUAGGAUUUUUAAAUAGUGUAAGCUAGUUAGUUCACUGUCGUAUUUUGUAAUUGUCAAGUCAUGAGUUAUAUAAGACUUUUUAAUCAAGUGGUACUUUUAAAAUGCUUGAAGUGCCCUUGUCUACUUAAGAGAAGUAGCAAGAGGGCUAAAGUGUUCUUAAGGGAGUUUCUACUCCUUAAUCAAUUAUGGAAAGUAUAUUUUCUGUGCAACUCUGCAGAGUCUUUAGGCUCACAGAACAAUAUUUAAACAAGGAUUAAGUACACCUGUAAUUAGGGAGAAUUUAUUUGAGCUUUUGUACUAGAAAGUUAAAAGCUGCUUAUGAACUUUAUGUGCAUAUAUUUUUUUGUGUGUGCCUCAUACACAAAGUGGUGACCUGCAGGUCUUUGUUACCAGGGGAUUCCUGCAAUCCUCUUCAUAGUUACAAGAACAAAGCUUAUGGUAGCUUGUGUUGUCAUAAGAACACAGAAGAAUAUGCAUAGCUUUAGUCUGGAUUUGCCUGAGAAUUUAAGGAGGCUUUGGCAGCCUUGUUCAUAAAUUGAAUUGCUUCCUGCCCAAAUGUAUAACUUCCAGAGAGGAGCAGGGGAAUCCACAUGGAAAAUUUCAAAUCUGCAGUCUCGUGUGUGUAUAUAUACGUAUAUAUAUAUACACACACAUACAUGUGUAUAUAUACACACACAAUUCAAAUAUAUAUAUUUAUAUAUAUAAAAUUUAUGUUUUUAUGUGUGUGUGUGUAUAUAUAUAAUAUAGAUUUGUUUGAAUUGCAAUAUUAGAGUCUGGUUGACCUUUGAUUUCAUUAAUUUCCAAAAAAGUCAUUUGGAUUUCUGUGUGUAUAUGUGCCUGGUAAUUAACAUGCCACCUAACAGUUAACUUCCUGCCAUCCAGAACACAUCACUACCCAUCCUGCUAUGCAAUACAAAGAGUAACUUUAAUUCUGUUUCUUCUUCAUGCUUCAGUGUAAAGUACUUUGAGAAUUUUUGACAAAGCUAGUAACUGUGCCAAGAGUAUCAUUUUGAACAGCUGUUAGCAGUAGUCAAGAUUAUUUUUUUAGUCUGUAGUGCAUGGUUACUGAAGCAAUAAGAUGGGUAGGUUUUAUAAGAAGAGGCUAUAUGGGUGGCAUAAGACUUCUGCUCAGGCUGUAUAGGUAUAACAGGCAAAGGAGUUAAUAACACUGAUGUUUCCAAAUUCUUAAUGCGUGCUUGGAGAUGGAUUUAAAUGAUGUGGGAAUUAUAGAGCUGCAGAGGUUGAACUGUAAAUAUUGAAAUACUUUAUUCAGCUGUCGUAGAUGAGUUUACUUAUACUGGAAGAUGACACUUGCAGAGGAAGGGAAGAAAAAUCCUUAGUAGAAAACAAUUGAGUUAUAAACCUGACAGUUGCACGUUUAGUUUGUUCUGCGUUGUCUGACCAGUCAGGCUCAUUUGCUUCAGGCCUCUGUAAAAGUAGGAAGUUGAGUUCAUGCAGGUAUUUUAAAUAGAAUAAACUAUACCUUUGUGCAACUGGACAGUCAAGGUCUGCACCACAGUUUUUCAGUUAUGACUGAUUAAGAAAUGAUUAAGUGCACACAAACUCCCAGUUUAUCUAUUUGGCAUCCCUCUCCGACAAGUUCUGUGUGUCUAAAUAACUAUUUAAAGAAAACACUUCAGCAAUGAAGUAGAACUUACUAUAGUGCCAUACUGAUUUCAAAGCUUUCCUAUUAAAAAAGAAAAAAAGAAAAAAUAAAGUUGGUACCCUUGUUAAAUUCUGAGUUUUCCAUACGUGUACCUGUUUCUUCACCAUAGAUACAAAUGGUAUAAGUGAUAUCUUAAUGUCAGGCUACUAGCAUGCUUCCAGUCUUUACAAUAAUCUCGGUAAUGUGGGAAUUUCCAAUAAUUCAUCAAAUUUCAUUACUGUUUUCAGCAACUAAAAAUAUCACAGUGAUGCUUAGUCUUCUAAAACACAAGAAGCAGCUCUAUUGCAUUUAAAAGAGAAUCUAAGGCAGCUGAACAGCAUCAUGACAGGCAGAUUACUUCAACUAUACAGUAGUUUGUUGCAUUGGUUAUCUUGCCCACUUACUAGUUAUCUUCUGAAUUGAUAGUAACUAUUCCUAUGCUAUUCUAACUUUUAACUUUUGUUUUUUGCAAGGUUCUAUUACAAAGUGCACAAAGGAGGCUUGAUACGCUAUGAUUUUAUGAAAAUUCUUUUGGGACAACAUUAUUAUUCCUACUAAAAUGCAGAACAAAUUCUGAAUAGAGCUAUACAUAUCCUCAGUUCUGACACCACAACUUAAAGCUUUGUUCUUUUCCAUUAUGUAAACUGAACACCUUUUACAAAGGGUGUGUCUGUAUAUAUUAUGUAACAUUAAAUGUUACCUGUGUAAUAUCAUAUCUUAUAUAUAUGGACACAGGAACACAUAAGUAUUUUUUAAAUUAAGAUUGUAAUAUCACCAGAUCUGCUCUUGGAAAUCCAGGGGGACCAAAAUAUUUUAGCAUUCAAAAUAUUAAUUUUAUAUCAUUUCAAGUAUAUACCAAAACAGUUUCUGAGUACUGAUGCAAAUGUUUGUAAAUAUGAAUGCAUUAUACAUUCACUCAAGUUUCAUGGAUUUAAUCAGUUUGACAUUCUAGUAGCAUUGAUGCCUCAGUUCAGUUUACAGAUUUGUGACUGGGUGGAUAUGGACAUGAAGAAUAAGGAAUGUUGGAAAAGAUCUGAUGCUGAAAAUCUUGAAAUGUUGUUUUUGGAAUGCUGGAAUUCUUCAGGGACCUUUCAAUCUUAAAAGCUGGAAUUCUAGCUUUUUUUCUCAAGCUGACUUUCCAAGUAUGGCACACUUACACCCUCAAAUGGUUUGACUUGUAAUCCUAAAAAAAACUAUGUAUAUAGGGUAAAGACUUUGGAAUUGAUUUUGUAGGGGUAUGAAAGUGUCAGAAUAAGAGGCUUUUUUUUCCCCCCAUAAUUGUUUUGAGAGUGAUUGCCAUGAAAUUCACUUUUAGUUAGCUCUAUACUGUGCCAUUGAAACGAUUACAAGUUGUUAAUCAUUUUGUGUAAAAGAAAACAUAACUAUAUCAGUUGCUUUAAACUCAAAUUACCUCUUAAAAGACCAAGGUACAUUUACCUCAUGUGUAUAUAAUGUUUAAUAUUUUUUAAAACAUUCUCCAGGUUUGCAGUUUUAUGUUUUAGAGAUCUGGGUAUACUAAAUUUACAGCUUCAAUGGUACUAAAUGUAUUAUCUGGUGCCCUAAAACACAUCCAUUUUCUGUAUGUUAUUGUAUUACUGCAAGUUUGCUGCUUUGUCAAUGUAGCACCUGCCCUUUCAUAGCUGUAUGGAUACUACGUUGUAUAAAGAUUAUUUCUUGGAUGAUAAAUUUGAGGAUCCUGUACAGAUGAGUGUCACUUUUUAAAAUUUUUCAAAAAUGUGCAUUUCCCCUUACAUUUCUGAAAACAUGUAUUGUAUUUGUAGAGUAUACAUUUCAAUGGACUGUAAAUAGACAGUAGAAGAGUGAUGCUUAUGUUAAGUGCUAACACUACAGUAGAGAGAUUAAAGCAGUGAAAAUAAAUUACUUUUUUUUCAAA
Molecule: messenger RNA, 6045 nt
Organism: Rhea pennata
Lineage: Eukaryota; Metazoa; Chordata; Aves; Rheiformes; Rheidae
Gene: TGFBR1
Product: transforming growth factor beta receptor 1
Exons: 9
Coding region: 152-1660 (502 amino acids)
Biological process (GO): protein phosphorylation; activin receptor signaling pathway; heart development
Cellular component (GO): activin receptor complex; plasma membrane
Molecular function (GO): transforming growth factor beta receptor activity, type I; activin binding; ATP binding
Source: RefSeq, a predicted model, not a curated record